Physeter macrocephalus (sperm whale) is the source of this 643-nucleotide messenger RNA. RefSeq names its product cystatin A (gene CSTA). NCBI's taxonomy places the organism in Eukaryota, Metazoa, Chordata, Mammalia, Artiodactyla, Physeteridae. The coding region runs from base 88 to 384 and encodes 98 amino acids. The transcript has 3 exons. Gene Ontology annotation, cellular component: cytosol. The record is from RefSeq and is a predicted model, not a curated record. Gene Ontology annotation, molecular function: cysteine-type endopeptidase inhibitor activity.
AACACCUUCUUUAAAAACCAGAGCCUCCACCCUUACCUGACCACUUCAGCGCCAGCAUCCUGCCCAGAAAAGACACAGUUAGCCAAAAUGAUAUCUGGAGGCUUAACUGAAGCCCAACCUGCCACUCCAGAAAUCCAGGAGAUGGCUAACACGAUUAAACCACAGCUUGAAGAAAAAACAAAUGAGACUUAUGAAGAAUUUGAAGCUGUGGAAUAUAAAACUCAAGUGGUUGCUGGAAUGAAUUACUACAUUAAGAUACAAGUAGGUAAUGAUCAUUAUAUUCACGUAAAAGUAUUCAAAAGCCUUCCUCAACAUAAUACGGCUUUGGCACUUACUGGCUACCAGGCUGACAAAAGCAAGGACGACGAGCUCAUGGGCUUCUAGCGGCAUGUUCUGAAAGCAAUCGAUUCUUUCCACUGUCUCCUGAUUAAUGACCCCUGCUAAUAAAUGUACUAUCAAUAAAGAAGUAUUCCUUUUCAGAUAAAUUAAUCUCUUCCACUAGCUCUCGUCUAUUUUAUAUAAGAGUAAAAUUACUUUUUCUUUCUCAAAAUCAAUGUUAUAGCUUGAGAGUAGAAAUUCCAUACACACUGAUGUCAGUUGGAAAUCUUAGAAAAAUUACUGAGGCCUAAUGCAACUAGCUAAA